This is a messenger RNA of Mytilus californianus (California mussel), 3777 nucleotides long. RefSeq lists its product as uncharacterized. Bases 213 to 1052 code for a protein of 279 amino acids. NCBI's taxonomy places the organism in Eukaryota, Metazoa, Mollusca, Bivalvia, Mytilida, Mytilidae. The record is from RefSeq and is a predicted model, not a curated record. The transcript has 9 exons.
AGUAUAUCCUCUUGAUACACACACAGGUGAAUACACAUGAAUUAUUAGAGUGUCUAUCGUACGUUUACUGUAAAUAACCAUAGACUAUGAUUCAAUAUUAUUUUUGUUACGUGCAGGAUAUCAUUUCAACAGAUUUCCCUGAUGAAUGUUUCCAGCCGGAAUAUAAUUGCAGUUUUGAGUAUGUAGUUUUUGAGCCGUGAUAUAUUUUGAAUAUGUUUGCUGGUAUAUCAAAUACGAAGGAAAUCGUUUUAGUUUUUGUUAUUUACUGUGUGAUAUGUUCAUCCACCAACGAAAAUAUACAGUUAGAAGUAAAUGUGGAAAAGUCUGAAGGACGUCUGUUGGUGACACAAAACUGCUCGGCUUCAAAAGAACCAUCCAUACCCGUUGCAGCAUUUCUGUUGAAUAAUAAAUCGUUGGCAAACAUUGGGCCAACAAACGAAUCAUGCUUUAUAGGCAGACAAAAAUGUCAAUAUAGUGAAUGUGAAUGUGGAUCGAAUUAUUUUGUUUAUAAAAAAACUUUAAAUGUUAUUGAAAAAGAUUAUAUAUUUGUUUGCGAAUUAAGAUUUGACAAUAAAAUAAGUGGAAAUAACAUUCAUGUUGCUGUCCAAGCAUCUGUUCUUUAUAAUAGUUCAGGGUUAUAUCCAUUGAAAGAAACAAAAGAAAAAAAGGGUCCUCCAUCAUCAAAGAAGGAACCCAAUAGAACAACAGAACAAGAUAACGGUGGCACAUCGAUAAGUGGUAUAGUUCCAAUCACAUUUGUUGUUGCGGUAUUAGCAACAGUUUGCCUCAUUUAUAAAAGGACAAAAUGCCAGAAAAAACAGAAAAAGUCUCCAAACUCACAUAAAUCAUUAGUACCAUCUAGAACUGCAGAACUAGAACCAUCUAUUACUUUAGAUUUAAAAUCAUCUACAGCAAAAUUUGAUGUACAUUCCGCGGCUGCUAAGGAAACACUCGACAGCUUGCCAGGAAAAGAAGAAGCGAUGCAAUUACUAGAAAGGAGUAAAACGAAUCAGAUAAAUGAGGAAAAUAGUACUGAACUUGUUCCAAGUUAGCAUACUGAUUAUGAAAAAUGUAUAAACAAGACGAGUUUAUUAAAUCAGCAUCCUUAGUUCAGCGAAAACUGCUUAUACAGCAUAUGUACAGUAAAGUUGAAUCGACGUCCGAGUUUUUAUAUUUUUAAAACAGAAGAGAAAGGGGCCGAAUGAUUGAUAGAAAUACAACAAAACAGAUUUCUGGAGAAAAUGAUGUGGAACUUGUUAAAUGUGUCACUGAAUGUAAUGAAGGGACUAAAAGUGAUGACACUUAUCCUUUGAAGAAUAUCAAUAGCAUCAACACAUAUUUGUAAUCGCUAUAAUUUUUUAUGUUUUUUAUCGUGACCAACUCACGUUCUCAACAACUGAUAUAGAUAUUGAUACAACCUUGAAGGUUUAAUGUAUAAUUAUAUGAAAUGUAUCCCAAAUUCUAAAUCAUCGCCAAAGUGUAAUCGGAGUAUUUUUUUUAUUCUUAUGGAUAACUUCAAUUUCAAAGUUGAUGUCAAAGCUAAAUGCUAUUAAAUAAAUGGAGUAAUGCAAUUUCAUACUAAAGUUAACCACGAAGGAUACAUAAAAGAAACAUUGACAGGAUAACAUGCAGACCAUUUUUCAUCUGUCAGUAAACGAAUUUCCGAAAUAAUUGAAAAUAUUUUGUUACUCUCUUUUUUUUUCUUUUUUCUCUAUUUCUAUAAGUCUACUAUUUUACAUGUACUGUCGUUAUUCUUUUUUUUUUCCCUCUAUUUCUAUACUUCUACUAUUUUACAUGUACUGUCGUUAUUCUUUUUUUUCUUUCCUCUAUUUCUAUACGUCUACCAUUUUACAUGUACUGCAAAACAACUACAUAACUAUAUAUUACUCUACCUCUCGAAUAUUUAGGUGCUCGAAUAACCACACUCCUAUCAUGAUUGUUUUCUUGUUUAGCUUUAAUCAUUACAGACCAUCAUUUUUUAUAUUUUGAAAGACUCCCUUAGCCGUUAAUAGCUUGCUAUACGGUGUGGGGUUUGCUCAUUGUUGACAAUCUUACAUUAAUUAAACUAUUGUUGAUAUUUGCAAAAUAUCAUUUCAAUUCCUAUCAAAAGCAUGUGUCCUACUUUUAAAUAUAUACUGUUUAGAACUGAACUAAAAAACAGAUAUUUACAUUUUCUCUUUCUCGACUUGUUGUCUAUUUUUUGCAUAAAGAGGUACACGUUUAUUUCUCGUAUCACACUGCACGGAAUAUGACACGAGAAAUGCAUACCAAACAUGCGUUAAUUUGAUUGGCCUGUCUAGCAUCAUGAGACGAUAUUACGACACUUUCAUUUGCUAUUCGUGAGAUUAUUGAUGACUUUCACAGGUUAAGACGAUGUAUUUUGUCCAUGGCAACAGACAUAUGUGAAUGUGUCGACUAUAUCCAAAUACGUAGUGACACUUUUUACCUGUCAUUCUUCUUUUUGUUAAAUUUAUUUACAUUUUGAAGAGUAAUAAAGUUUUAAAAUGUCUGAUGUUAACAGGAAAUAUGACGUCAUACUUGCAUGUGCGAACGACUAAAACAACGAUAAGCCGAUUUAUUUAACACAAUGAGAAUUUUGACCACAAGAGAUAUAGGUUUAAUAACUGCUGAAAAUUAGAUAUCGCUUGCUAUCAAACCGUAUAUAUUUUAUAUGGGGUUAGUAGGCGUGUUUUUUUUUCAAUUCACGGUUAGUAGUGGUGUUACGUCACUUUGUAAAAACAACACGGUGUUGAGGAAAAAUCUGAAAGGUUUCAACAGACGAAGAAAUUGAUGAUGAACGAUUGAAAUAAGUUCAUAAUACACAUUUAAAGCUUACAAGUUGUUAUUGUUGGUAUUUGUAUUUCUAAAGAACAAUGGAAUAGGUUUUAAUACUAAGUGUUGUAGACUUGGCCAUUAGUCUAAAUAUCACAUGUUACGAUAGUUGGCAAGAUAAAUCCGUGAUACAGUGUACUAGUGACCUAAUACGAUAUAUAUGGGGUCAGUAAAUUCCAUAUUGGGAUUCGAGCUGUUGACCAUAAGAGAAAUAUAGAUUCUACCACUGCAUCGAGUGUGAUAUGAUAUUUAUCCACUCGAGACAGUUAAAUUUUCAAAUUUAAAAAGCAAGGCUCGCCGAGCGUUUCAAAUAUUUAAAAUUUAACUGUCGAGAGUGGAUAAAUAUCGUAUUACACGAGAUUUGGUGGUGGAAUCUGUUUCUCUAAUGAUUUUCAAACAAUAUGCAGGCAAACUUAUUCCGUCAUUUCGAAUGAUCUGUAAAAAGAUGUGUUCUUUCUAUGUGACGUCAUCAGGCAUAGUCGCCUUUUUUCAUGCCGUCACAAUAGGAAAUUCAGAGGAAAGCAAGAAAAUUCGACGUCAUAAUCGGAUUUUAACCAAUGAAGAACUGAGAUCAAACGAACCACACGUUGAUUAAUUUUUUUUUAUACAAUGGGUGCAGAAAGGGAUAAAUUGACGAAGAAUUAGAGAACUAAUAAUAUCCCACUCUCACUAGUUAUGAAACCUAUACAUAUUAAUAUUAGUGAAAUUUCAAAUGAUGCAUACUCUUUGUUGGUCAGUCAAUCAUUUUGUUCUGAACUAUGAUGAUAAUUUUAUUUUGCUCAAUGUCAAGUUUAAAAUUUCAUUGUGUGUGUAAGUAAUAGAUUUUAAGUUUAAUCUGAUUAAAUAUUGCUGAAGUUGAAGUAUUACAUUGAGUAUGAAUGUUUUGUUUUUUUGUUUUUAUCAACUAUUAGUGUUUACAUUAUGAAUAAAGUAUUCUACCUUAUA